Messenger RNA from Linum trigynum, 9541 nucleotides. Lineage: Eukaryota; Viridiplantae; Streptophyta; Magnoliopsida; Malpighiales; Linaceae. The record is from the annotation of a GenBank genome assembly.
AGUCAAUGGUGCUCAAAAUGUUGUGUGUUAACCUUAGGUGGAUGUUUAUGGUGCUAUAGCUACUUGGUUGUUUCAAAGACCAGUAGGUUAUCUUCGCCAUUGUUCCUUAUAAGUUAUAAUCUAGUUUUCACGCCUAUUGUGAAAAAUUAAUGCUGUGAAAAUUUGGAGCUUAAAAUAAAGCAAUCCACUUACUAUGUCAGCUUAUUACACCAGUCCUCUUGAUUAGUUCAUACUAGAGAACACCACAUAUGAGGUUACUAGAUACUAAAUUGUCAAACUUGAUUUGAUGAAGCUUUUGUUUUAUGGAUAAGGGUGAUAUAAGUUUCAUUUUUUUUUUUUUUGUAAUUAAGGUACUAUUUAAGGGAUUCGAACCUGAAACCUCCAAAUUCUAGACUAGUGGUAUUACCACUAGGCCAAGCCGUUGUUCGUUUGAUUUGAUGAAGCUUUUCAUUAGUUGGACCGAAAAAGAGAAAGAGAAGAAUAGGGAUGACAAAAAUAUCUGUAACCGUGGAUAUCCGCCCGAAUCCGACUUGAUUGUUUAGGGUAAAACCCGAACACGAAGGACUUUUAGUGGGUACGGGUAAAACUUGAACCCGAAUAUUACGAGUAAUGGGUGGGGAUGAUUUUCUCACUAUCGAAUCUGAACCCGCCCAAUUAUACACAUGCAUAUGUAUUUUGUCUAAAAAUAAUCAAUAUUUUUCUCUAAAAUAUUUUAUAUUUAGCAUGUAAAUAUAAUACUUUUAUGAAAUUAUGUUGUUUUAAUUAAUUUUCUUCAUUCUAGUGAAUUAUUGUUGUACUUUUCGUCUUACAUAACGUGAGAAUACGUGUGAAUAUUAACAUAUUGAUUAGAGUUAUAAAAUGAAACUAUUACCCUUGGAUAACCAUGGAUACCCGAAACCCGAACGAGUAUGGGCAUGAUUUGGAUUUUCUACCCAUUUCUUAUGUGGGUAUGGGUAAAACCCGAACUACUUUGGGUAGGUAACGAAUAUGCACUAUCCGUCCCCGACCCAUUGUCAUCCCUAGAGAAGAAGCUUUUUGGUCCAGCUCUUUCUCUAAGUUAUUUGGCCAUUAUUUUCUACAAGUAUACUUGAUUGACGAUGUUGACUUUUGUUUUUAUGUUUUGCAGAUCAUUGGUUUUCAACCCGGAGAUUCAUAGUGAAGACUCCCUGUUUCCGACGAGGAAAAUCUAGUGUUUGAUAUUAAUGAUUUGCACCUUGACUUCUUGAACAAUAGUUAAUAACACGGUUCACACCUCUCCAAACAAUGUUAUAACGAGGGUGUUUGAUGAUUUGGAUGGUUUUUCGGAACAAGCUAAGUUACUUUACUUCUACUCCUAUGGAGGUCUUGUGAGAGCUCCAUAAACUAAACUACGACUAUGGCUACAUUGCAGUGGAAAAGAUAAAGUUUGACAUGUGGUGUCAAAUGUUUGGUUGUGAAACCCUUGCUUCGUUUUCGCACCUAUUGCCAUUACUAGUAACCAUUGUGUAACCGCCUCUUGGUAACCGCUGCUCCACUGCUUGGUGCCUGAUGUAGCUUGCUUGAUGGCUUACCUGCCUUGCGUGCUUGUCACUUGAUAACUUGCACCUUGAUGACUUCACUUGAUAGCUAGCCCCUUGUGCCAUGGAAGUGUCUUGCUUGGUUAGCGAGGUCCUUGUGCCAUGCGUGCUUGCCACUUGAUAACUUGCACCUUGAUGACUUCACUUGAUAGCUAGCCCCUUGUGCCAUGGAAGUGUCUUGCUUGGUUAGCGAGGUCCUUGUGCCAUGGAGGUGUCUUGCUUGGUUAGCGAGGUCUUCACGCAAGGUGGUCUACCAUGUGAUGAUGUUACAUGACUGACAGCCUAACACUUAGAAACUUGAUGACCUUGUUUACUAUUUACUAGGUACCAUGCAUUGACUACCCAUGAAGCCUAGCAUGCCCGACUACUUUGCACUCUGCCCUGCUUGGGUACUUGUUCGUGGUUGGGUCUCUACUCUCAACAAUUAGCCAAAUUUCUCUUAGUCGAAUUUCUCAAACAUACUUGACAAUCGAGUAUGUAAACGGCUUGGUAGGUGGGUGCUUAGCUGGUUGGUAUUGAGGAGGUGAGUAUCGAGGUUGGCCUUAUAAGAUCUGGAUAGCUCAAAAGUCCAUCACUUAGACCCAACUUAAAUCACUUAAUUAAUAUAGUUAAGUUUCCUUAUACACCAAUAUCAAUUCUUGAAAAUAAUCAAUGUGGUAUCAAGUUUUUUUUUUUUUUUUUUUGUGAUAAACACCCCUAAUAUUCAUACGCCUAACACCCCCAAGUGGCCUGUAUCAUACUACACGGAAUAAACAUGAGCUCUUUGCCUUGGAACUAUUUCAUCAUUACUUCGUAAAGAUUUGUGUCAUAAACAAUUGCUUUGCUUUCUCCAUAUUAAUGUAAAAGUUUUUGCCUCCUUUGGUUUAACUUAAUUGGAAUGAUUUGGUUGGAUUGGAAAACAAUUGUCCAAGUCAAUAAAGCGACGCGGGGAAGAGAAAGACUUGACUGAGAACUGAGAGGUGCAAGUUUUGGGUCUUAUUGUCCUCCAUUUUGGACCAUUCCCACAACACCAUCCAUCGUUUUCCCAACCAUUUCUUCUCGCCAUUUUCCUUUUCCCCAACUUAGGAUGAAAACGAGUGGGAUCCGAGAUAGAUAGUGAGCAUGUAUUAUCCUAUAUAAUUAGUUCGGAGUUUAUCUAUAUUCAUAGGUAUAUAAGAUUCUCAUAGUAAAUAAAUUCAUAUUCGUACUCAAUUAAAUAUCGGGUAUUUAUGGAUAUCUAUAUAUAAAAAAAUUUCUUUUAUCAUUUUAACUAUUGUAUUACUAAUCACAAUUAUAUUAAAGUUACAUAAGUGAAAAAUGAUGAGAAUUAAAAAAAAAGGAAUACUAGUUUAUGAGAUGCUCCGAAUACACUAGAACACCAAAUAUGUUAAAUUAAAAAAAUGAAGAUUUAUAUAAAAUAUUGUAUAUACAUGGAUGGUUCGGAUUGGAUAGUGAUAAAACCAUACCCGCACUAUUACACAUGAUGUUCUGCUUCGGAUUUUGUCCAUACUAUUAGGCAUUUUAUUUAGUUCAUGUUUUACUCUGCCGGAUCAGGUCGGAUUAGUAUGCGUUAUUGACUAAUUAUGAGUAUUUUAUUUUUUCCAUCUCUGCCCCAAUUACCUAUACUACUACAUAAAGCUGGGGAAAAAGGGCAGUUGCUGAACAAAAAGCUUCUACUCGUCGGGGCAGCCGGCAACAGUACAAAGGCAUUAGUUCCUACAGUGUCGACUAUACUUUUUGUGGACUUCCUUCCUAGUUGGCCAUUAUGUUUCCUCUUUUAAUGACGACUUAAUCCAUCUUAUUCGUCAAGACAAGGACAAAGACACCUACAAGAAAGACCCAUCACCCAUUUACUAAACCUAAAUUUCCAUCCAUUUGAAAAGAUUGGGAGAUGUUGAAGUCUCAACUUAUUACAGCGAUCAACUCAACUCAAAGUUGAAAGUUGCAGUGGUGUGUAAUUGUCUAGUUCGACAUGAAAGAGAUUUCGUGUUGACAUCUGAUGUUCGCAUUGCGCGAUGUUACAUUUUUUUGUGCGAGACAUUGAAAUGGUUCGAGUUAAACUGAGUUAGGUGUACUUGGCCCGGUGGGGGGUUUUCAAUUAGUUGUUAAAUAAGAUACUAGUUCUAGUCAAUAUUGGAGCUUCUCAUCACAAAAGAAAAAAAAAGAAAGAAAUUUCUAAUAAUAUUUACUCAAUUCUAUUACUUCAGAUGAAAACCCUUAUUUACAAAAAGAGAGUAGAGAUAUAUGAGCAACAGAUCUACAUAAAACGAACCAACAAAUGACACGAAUGUAGGAAUGGAAUGAAAAUGGGGCAGGUCGGGUUGGCCGGUAUCUCGAUACCUAUACCCGUUCUUUGGUUGUGAGAGGUUGGGUUAAGUUCGGGUAAUUUAUUAUGGGACAUCGGUCAGGGCUUGUCGACUCAUAGUCAUAUGAGUAUGUAAUUUAAAGGAAAAAUAUUAGAACUAUUCACGUUUUAAUUAAAAAGAUAAAGAAACAAACUAUAACAUGAUAAAUUAUUCGAGAAAUUGAGGCUGUCAUAGUUAAAUUACUCGAGAAGUUGAUGUAAUAAAAGCAAAAUCCUAAAUAAUUUGAGUAAAGUUAUAUAUAAUUUAGAAAAAUUGGGUCGAUAAUGGAACGGACGGGCGAGUCAGGGUAGGUGAAGGAGAUUGCCCAUGCCCGCCCAAAACAAGUGAAAUAGGUGAGGUAAAAUGGCUGGUCACCUCGAAUUUGUCAUCUCUACACGAAUAUACUAAGAAAUUCAUCAUUAUAAUAUUUGAAUUUAAUAUUUACUCUAAUUAUUUUUAUGAUGCAAUUUUAAAUUGGAGAGUUCCAUAAUCAAUUUGGUAAUGAACAGUAGUUUAUAUUUGUAGAAAAACGAAAAGUAACAAGUAAUGGUCCCGUAGCUCAGUUGGUUAGAGCGUUGGUCUUAUGAGCCGAAGGUCGCGGGUUCGGUCCCCGCCGGGACCAAAAAUUCGAAUUUUAAUCGAUGCAUAUUUAAGAAGCUUGCCCUGAAAAAAAAAAAAAAAAAAGAGGAGCUUGCCGUUUCGAACCAUGCGCUGGACAAGUAUCUUUUUAUUUAAAAUCCCACCAAAGUUGUAAUCUCGAAUGGAAACAUGUUGAUCAAAUAAUCAGCUUCUCAAUAAAAUAUGAUCUAUAUAUCUUUCUAAUAUCAUUUUAAAAUUAUUGUGAGCUCCAAUUUACGUAAUCUUUUAAUGUAGAUAUCUUUGUAAUCUAAUAUUACGUAAUCUUUUUCUAUAUAUCUUUCUAAUCACACAUUUGAAUAAUUUCAUCUAGACAUUUACCUCUAGUAAAAAUAUUGCAAGAUCAACUCACCCCUUCACUUCUUUUCAAUGAUAUAUUCAAACACACACAUCUACUAUGUACUCAAUUGUUUUUGUUGACAACUUCACCGAUGUGCAUCUACUUCUAAAAUACUAGACCACUCUUUGAAGUAUUCAAAUGAUACCAAAUUUUAAUAUGAAAAAAAUAGUAACCUAUCGUUGAGCAUAUGAGGAAUAUCUAAUAUUUAUAAUCUUGAAAAUUAAUUGGUAGAUGAUUCUUAUUGAUAAUGAACCGUUGAACCACGACCAACUCAUGAUUUCAACAUAAAAUAACUUGCCGCUAACUUUUACAGUUUCCGGCACGGUUUUACAAUCAUGGAGAAAAUUCUCCCAACACUGAAAACUGAGAGGAGCACGACUCGUGAUUUUUUUUCAAGGAAAGGAUAUUACGUCUCAUUCCCAUAUCCAAAGCCAGAAGAAAGUAAAGGACUAGUUUGACCCUGUUGUAGUUUUUGUAGAAGCAGCUUCUGGCUAAAGCUUAUAAAAAAAAGUAUUUUUCAAAAAAAGCAGUUGAGUGUUUGAAUUUAUAACAUAACGUCAAAUGUACAUGCUCAUUUAGCCCAGGACAUACAGAGACCACACACAAGUUCAUUUAGCCGAGCUCAUCUACUAUGCUGCGAAACAUUGAAUUUAUAACACAACGUCAAAUAUACAUGUUCAAUUUGUAUCAUUAAGCUUUUGUACCUAAAAAUAUAAAAUAUAAAAUAAAUGUUGGUUUGUGAUUGUGAGUCGGUCUACUCUAGCAAAGGCCGUAUAAAAUUGACCUAUGAUUGCAUCAGCAGGAUGACAACUGCCAAUUGGACUUGUUUCGCGCGAUUGGAUCUUUCGCUUUGUUCCCUUUUCCCUCCUCUUUAAAGAUCGUCAAUUUUAGUAUAAAAAAGAUGAUCAGUUUUGUAUCUAGUUGAGUAUAUUAUUAUAUUAACUUAAUGACCUUUCAUUUUUAAUACAUUUGGGCGCGACACAUUUUUCUUAUUUUGGCUGUAUUUCUGAUUAAAACUAAAGUAGAAUUAUAAGAUAUAAAAUUAUAAUCAAUCAAACAAGUUAUAAUCUCAAUUUUAAAUGAUUCCAUAUAUUUUACUCGUAAACAUGUACUUAUAACAAUUCUUAGCUAACAUUUUCAGAAGUGCUUAAAAUACAAGCACUUGCAACCAAUUUGAAUUUUCAUGCAAGCUUACAUAUUUUCUUGUACGUUAUUAUUAUAUAAUUGAAGAUUAAAAUAAUUUUAGUACGUAUUAAGCUAAUUCAACAAAGUUAAAUAACGCAAAUUAACCAACAUUGCGUAAAGGAAAAGUGAAUCUCUGUGUGUAUCUCCCGAAUCCGUCUGAAAUCCCAGCAUUAAUUUAAAUUUAAUUAAAAGGUCAAAUAUUUUAUUUUUUUAAUGGUUAAAGGCCAAAAAAUCAAAUAUCGUAGAAAAGGGGAAAAAUACAUAAUAAUUGAGCUGGGAGACCUGAGAGGAGGAAUGGAUUUGGACAGUGUAAAAGCAGAGCGAGAGAGAGAGCGAGAGAGAGAGAGUCCACAUUCACAAAUCACAACUGGCCAGCUGCUGCCAAAUGCCAAUUCCCUCCCUUUCCCUUUCCAUUUCUGAUUUUUUAUUUUAAUUUUAAUUUUGCGUCCUUUUUUGACAACAAAUCAUAAUAUAUUUUUUUGUUUCAAAAAACAGAAUUUCCCGAAAUAAAUUCCUUCCUGUCCAAAAAUCAGUUUCCCGACCACCGCCCGCACUACAACACACACAAAAUUCAAUUACCGCCCUCCCAUUCCUUUCAAUCUCUUCCCCUUCUUCUUCUUCUUCCUCCACAGUUCAUCAUUAAUGGCGAUCUCAUCGCCGUCGUCACUCUCUCCGCCGCCGUCGUCUUCUUCCUCCUCCUCCUCAUCGACCACGUCAAUUCCUCAAUCGCGAUUGCCAUCUCCGGCUCCUUCACCCCUAAUUAAAUAACAAACAACCACAAAUACAGCACUACGUACCCCCAUCUCUAUAUUAAUUGCUCCCAAUUUUGUUCUGCCCUUUCUCUUCCUCUUCGUCUUCUUCUCCUGUUCUGCACAGCAGCUCUGUAAUCUUCCAUUUCAUUUGUCAUUUAUAUAUGGGACACCACCCUCAUUCCCACGCACAUCAGCACAACACCAGCGAUGGCGUCUCGCAGCGAGUCAAUAGCCCUCGCUUCACGGGCUCCAUGACUCGCCGGGCCACUUCCUUCAAGCGCAACCCCAACGCCACCACCAACGCCGCCCCCGCAGCCGCUGUCUCCGCCGCCGGUAAUGCGACGGGCGCCGCGGGCAACGGCGGCGGUGGCAGCGCUGCUCAGACGGCAAGCAACAGCACGGCCAACAGCGCCGGGGCCAGUCCCAGGUUCGGCUCCGGGGGGGACGAGAUUGAUCUCCAGAUCACCUCGCCUAGAUCUGAAGUCGUCGUCGUGGACGGUUUCGAUCGCCAGCACCUCGUCCAGAGAGUACACGCCGGUGUCGCCAGGAGUAGUAAGAAGGGCGGCGGGGGAAUCGGAUCCGUCGUACGGGAUUUUGGCUUCCGGGAGCGGAAGAAGCUCGGGCAGUGGAUGUUCUUUGUCUUCUGCGGCGUUUGUUUGUUUCUAGGCGUGUUUAAGAUUUGCGCCGGCGGCUGGUUUGGAUCUGCGAUCGACGGCUCCACCUACCAUAAGGAUUUGCCUGAUUCUGUCACCCAAGUAGACUUGGAUGAGAGCUCCCACAUUUCUGACACUUUCGAGUAUAAAGACAAUGGCGAUGGAGAUAGAAAUCUGAAGGCGGUCACUGCAGGCGUAUCUCUUGGUGAUGAUGCCAAGGUGGAAGAUGUGGAUCGAAAUCUAAAAAUGGUGACCGCUGGACUAGCUAACAGUAUUGGUGGCAAGGUUGAGUUGUCAGGUAUCUGGGCAAGACCUGACAGUGAUAAUUUCACCCACUGCAUUGACUUACCAAGAAGUCAUAAAAAGCUAGAUGCAAAAACAAAUGGUUAUAUCCUCAUAAAUGCUAAUGGUGGCUUAAAUCAGAUGAGAUUUGGGAUCUGUGACAUGGUUGCUGUGGCUAAGAUUAUGAAGGCAACACUGGUCCUUCCCUCUCUUGAUCAUACCUCGUAUUGGGCCGAUGACAGUGACUUCAAGGAUCUGUUCAACUGGCAACAUUUCAUUGAGACACUACAGGAUGAAGUACACAUAGUUGAGACUUUACCAGCACCUUAUUCAGGAGUGGAGCCUUUUAUGAAAACACCAAUAUCUUGGUCUAAGGUUACUUAUUAUAAAACCGACGUCUUGCCAUUGCUGAAGCAGCACAGAGUAGUCUACUUUACGCACACUGAUUCUCGGAUUGCAAACAAUGGUAUCCCGGAUUCAAUCCAAAAACUAAGAUGUCGUGUGAAUUAUAGGGCAUUGAAAUAUGCCAAACCAAUAGAAGAACUUGGAAACUUGCUGGUGGCAAGAAUGAGAGGAAAUGGCAAUCCUUACCUUGCACUUCAUUUGAGGUAUGAGAAGGAUAUGCUUGCAUUUACUGGCUGCAGUCACAGUUUAAGUGCAGAAGAGGACGAGGAGCUACGCAUCAUGCGUUAUGAAGUGAAUCAUUGGAAGGAGAAAGAGAUAAAUGGGACAGAAAGAAGGUUGCAAGGUGGUUGUCCAUUGACUCCUAGGGAGACUUCUCUACUGUUGAGAGCACUGGGUUUUCCUUCCAGCACUAGGAUUUACUUGGUAGCUGGCGAGGCCUAUGGGAAUGGGAGCAUGCAGUAUCUCGAGGACGACUUCCCGAACAUCUUCUCGCAUUCAUCUCUUGCUACAGAAGAGGAGCUGGAACCUUUCAAGAAUCAUCAGAACAUGUUGGCUGGUAUAGACUAUGUUGUUGCACUUCAGAGUGAUGUGUUUGUGUAUACAUAUGAUGGAAAUAUGGCUAAGGCAGUUCAGGGGCACCGUCGAUUUGAGAACUUCAAGAAGACCAUCAACCCCGACAAGAUGAACUUUGUGAAACUUGUGGAUGAGCUAGACGAGGGGACAUUGUCAUGGAAGAGGUUCAGUUCCAAAGUGAAAAAGCUUCACCGGGAUCGUGAUGGAGGGCCAUACUAUAGGGAGGUAGGAGAGUUUCCGAAGCUGGAAGAGAGUUUCUAUGCAAAUCCUCUACCAGGGUGCAUAUGUGAAAAGGGAAGGAGAAAGUAAAACCAGAAGUCAGAGGCAGAGAGAAAGCUCUCCCCCCCUUUUUUCACUCUCCAACAGGUUGCGCCCAACUCCAGAAGCCUGACUUUGAGGAGAGGUAUGGUGCUGCCUGCCAUUCUUCCACAAGUAUUAAGUCGGAAACUGGCGUUUGUACAUCUCGUCGUCGACCUUUUUAAGAACUGUUUCUACUUGAUAGGAGAGAACCUGGAAACAUUCAACAGCAAGAAAGAAAAGUGCAUAGCUGAAGGAAUGGAGGAGGGAACCAUUGGCAUUGAUUGUAGUCAUAGCUCCACAACUUUAUUUUUUUGUGUGUGUACAAAACACAACACCGACACGAAUACUAAUGUAUGUAGCCACCGAGGGAUAUGGAAAAGCUGUAAAAUGUCGGCUCAAUUGGGGCUGAACAGGGUUGGUUUGCACUUAAAAAGCGGCUCCAGAUUUGUUGGAGCUACCAUAUACACAUUGGAUGAUGGCUUAGUGAGUAGAGUUUAUAUUCAUUCUUGGAUGUCAAUAAAACCUUAAACAGGAC